This is a messenger RNA of Momordica charantia (bitter melon), 1273 nucleotides long. Its product is annotated as small ribosomal subunit protein uS2. Gene Ontology annotation, biological process: translation. Lineage: Eukaryota; Viridiplantae; Streptophyta; Magnoliopsida; Cucurbitales; Cucurbitaceae. The record is from RefSeq and is a predicted model, not a curated record. Gene Ontology annotation, molecular function: structural constituent of ribosome. Gene Ontology annotation, cellular component: ribosome; small ribosomal subunit.
GAACAAAAAAAUAAAAAAGAAACCCUAGUUCUUCUCUCAGCCCUCUCAGCCGCUUCCGUUCACAGACCCCGCUUUGUUUCUUCUCUGUUGAAACCCUAACGCAACUCUUGACUCACAGAGUUUCAGCCAUGGCGACUGCAACAGCACCGCGUCAGCUCUCGCAGAAGGAGGCCGACAUCCAGAUGAUGUUGGCGGCCGAGGUUCAUCUAGGAACCAAGAACUGUGACUUCCAAAUGGAGCGAUACGUUUUCAAGCGCCGGAACGACGGAAUUUACAUUAUUAAUCUUGGUAAGACAUGGGAGAAACUCCAAUUGGCUGCCAGAGUAAUUGUGGCUAUUGAGAAUCCUCAAGAUAUCAUUGUCCAGUCUGCUAGGCCUUAUGGUCAGAGAGCCGUUUUGAAGUUUGCUCAAUACACUGGUGCUCAUGCAAUUGCUGGAAGGCACACCCCGGGAACAUUCACCAACCAGCUUCAGACCUCAUUCAACGAACCACGACUUCUGAUACUUACUGAUCCUAGAACUGAUCAUCAGCCCAUCAAGGAAGGUGCACUUGGAAACAUUCCUACAAUAGCCUUUUGUGACACUGAUUCACCAAUGCGGUAUGUUGAUAUUGGGAUUCCAGCUAAUAACAAGGGGAAACACAGUAUAGGAUGUCUAUUUUGGCUUCUGGCAAGGAUGGUUCUACAGAUGCGUGGAACAAUUCGUGCGGGGCAUAAGUGGGACGUGAUGGUGGAUUUGUUUUUCUAUCGGGAGCCUGAGGAAGCUAAGGAGCAAGAAGAAGAAGAGGCUGUUGCCCCAGAUUAUGGCAUUGCAGAUUUUGGAGCUGCUCCGCUUGUUGCUUCAGAUCAAUGGGCUGGACAGAUUUCUGAUGCUCAGUGGGGUGCUCCUGAUGUGGUUCCAGCUGCUGCUGCUCCACCCGUUUCAAAUGUCGAGUGGUCCCAAGAGCCAGUUGCUACAGGAGCAGCAGACGGCUGGGAUGCUGCAGUCCCACCGCCCGCACCAGCAGUUGAAGGUGGUGCACCUCCGGCUUCCGGUUGGUUCUGAGGGAAGGUUCCCAUUGAGUUGAUUAAUCAUUUUAUGAGUUUUCUUGUUUUAGUAGGGGGCGUACCACCUUUUUUGGCUACAAAAUUGACUUAUAUUUUCUUUCCUAUUCCAGUUUCGGAUUAUGAGAUUGAAAUUUUGACUUCAACACUGGUGUCUUGGUACAAUUUUGUUUUGGGAUAUAUGAGAAAUUAUUUGCCCAAAAGGUAUAGUAGACGUCCAUAUAAAACGUA